This is a messenger RNA of Cuscuta epithymum, 4228 nucleotides long. Lineage: Eukaryota; Viridiplantae; Streptophyta; Magnoliopsida; Solanales; Convolvulaceae. The record is from the annotation of a GenBank genome assembly.
UUUCACACUUCAAAAUUUGCUGCAUUUCGAAGAAUAACAUAUGGGGAAGGAAGAAGGCGAGGCUCCUCCACACACGGAGGCGGGAAGUGAACACUUUUCAACGUCGUCAUCACUGUUUCCGGUUUUCCCACAGUUCUCUAAUUCUGAAGCCGCCGUUCCUGAAUGGCUUUCCAAUUCCAGCUUCAAGACCGACCUAUCCGUCAUAAACGACGCUCUAUCGACGCACUACAGUCACGACCAGUCCCAGUACGAAGACAAAGUGCGAGAAGAUGAAGAAGAAGAGGAAGGGAAGGAAGUCGACAAGGAAGCGAAUACCAAGCGAAAGCAGUACGAGUUGCUGGACUCCGACGCAUCUGAUUCCGGCAAUUUAUCGUCUAACCCUUCGGAAGAAGAUAGGAAGGGCAGCAGUAGGGAUAGGCGGUCGAAAAAGAAGAAGAGAGGAAGAAGAAGUGAGCGUUCUAAUGAUGGACGUCCGCCGCCUUACAAGAGUGAGCUUUUCUCUUCGCGAAAAUCAGAUGUGGGAAACUGGGCAUCAUCUUCUGCUGUUGACACCACGAACGCCAAAGACUAUUACUUUGACUCCCGUGGAGAUCGUGAUAACUUGGCCUUCGGAUGCCUAUACAAAAUGGAUGUUCCUCGGUACAAGCUUCAUAAUUCUAGGAAAAUGUUUGAGAUUAAUUAUUACAUGAAUAUUGGCCAGAGCAUUCUUUAUGCAGACGGUGAUGUUGAUGCACUGGAUAGCAAACUUAGAGCCGAGGGUCGCUACUGGUCUGCAAAGUGUGCCGCAGUAGAGCGUCAUAAGAACUUGAAGCGAACUCGAAUAAUUUCCCGUGCAAGGCCCCAGAUACAACACUCAUCUGAUUUCAUCCCUUUGUGCGAUGAAGAACCGGGAGGUGAAUCCGUUUCAGGGACUUCCGUGCUGGAUGAAUCAUGGGAAGAUGAGAUGUUACGCAAGACGAAGGAGUUCAAUAAGAUGACAAGAGAUAGACCACAUGAUGUUAAAGUUUGGUUAGAUUUUGCAAAUUUUCAGGACAAGGUUGCCAGUAUGCAGCAACACAAACUUGCUCGUCUGCAAAUACUUGAGAAGAAAAUAAGUAUUCUUGAGAAGGCUACUGAACUUAAUCCAGAUAGUGAAGACCUGCUUCUCUCUCUUAUGAAGGCUUACCAGAGAAGAGAUAGUACAGAUGUACUGAUUAGUCGGUGGGAAAAGAUUCUUCUUCAAAACUCUGAUAGUUACCUGUUGUGGAGAGAAUUUUUGCGGGUUGUUCAGGGUGAAUUUUCUAGAUUUAAGGUGUCAGAAAUGAGAAAAGUUUAUGCAAAUGCAAUACAAGCUUUAUCUGGUGCAUGCAGUGCACAGCAUAGGCAGUUUAGUCAAGGUUUUACAUCAGCUUCUCUUGAUCCAGCUAUUGUAAAACUAGAAAUUGGUUUAGUUGAUAUAUUUGUGUGUCUUUGCCGGUUUGAGUGGCAAGCAGGGUACAAGGAGUUGGCCACUGCCUUGUUUCAGGCAGAGAUUGAAUACUCCUUGUUCUCCCCAUCUUUACUGAUCAGCAAACACAGUAAACAAAGACUUUUUGAACAUUUUUGGAGUAGCAAUGGUGCUAGAGUUGGUGAAGAUAGAGCUCUUGGCUGGUCAUCAUGGUUAGAGAAGGAAGAAGAACAUAGACAAGUGGCAGCAAGGGAGCAAUCUUCAAGUGAUGUUGACGAAGGUGGCUGGACUGGCUGGUCAGAACCAUUAUCAAAAAUGAAAGAACUUAAUGAUGUAUCAGAAAAGUUGACAGAUAGUGAUGGAGUUCUCGAGGAGUUAGAUGAUGGAGCCAAUAAUGAUAUAAAAGAUGAUACCGAGGCUUUGUUGAAAAUACUUGGAAUUGAUACUGCUGCUGCUGAAGCAAGUUUUGAGAUCACAGAUACGAGGACAUGGGCUAGGUGGUCAGAAGAAGAAGUAGAAAGGGAUUCAGACCAGUGGAUGCCUGUACAUGCAAAUUGUGAUGAUGACCAACUUUUGAGGGUAGUAGCAUAUGAAGAUGUCCGGGACUACUUAUUCUCAAUAUAUUCUAAGGAAGCACGCUUGUCUUUGGUAUCACAAUUUAUUGAUUUCUAUGGUGGGAGAAUUGCUCACUGGACUUGCACUAAUAGUUUUAGUUGGUCAGAGAAGACUCUUAGUCUGGAGGCAUUGACAGAUCCUCUUUUAGAUGAACUGAGAAGGGUUUAUGAAGUUUUGGUGAAAAAAGAGACACACCCAGCUGUUACAAGUUUGGAAAACAUAUUGAGCAGUGCUAAUGGGAUAUCUAUGCGCACCAGUAUGAUGGAGUUUCUCCGUAAUGCAACAUUGCUUUGUAUGACUGUAUUCCCUCAAAAUUAUGUCCUUGAAGAAGCUGCUCUUGUUGCGGAGGAGGUAUCACAUACCAUGGUGAAUUCAUCUAGCUGUUCAGUAACCCCUUGUCGAGUGCUUGCAAAGAGUCUACUGAAAAGUAACCGCCAGGAUAUAUUGUUAUGUGGAGUUUAUGCACAGAGAGAGGCAGCAUUUGGAAAUAUUGAUCAAUCUAGAAAGAUAUUUGACAUGGCGUUAUUAUCCAUUGAAGGACUUCCUGCGGAUAGUAGGAGCAAUGAGUCUCUGUUAUACCUUUGGUAUGCAGAAGUGGAGCUUGCAGAUGGUUCUGAUGGUGGCUCAGAAUCAUUUUCCCGUGCUUUACACAUUUUAUCUUGCCUGGGAAGUGGUAUGAAAUAUGCUCCAUACAAAUGUCAGCCAUCAAGCUUGCUCCAGCUAAGAGCACGCCAUGGAUUUAGAGAGAGACUAAAUUUGCUAUAUUCGACCUGGAGAUGUGGUGUGAUAGACGACCAGUCAGUUGCCCUUGUAUGUUGUGCUGCUUUGUUUGAAGAAAUAAGUACUGGAGGGACAGCCAGUAUUGAAAUUUUUGACCAAGCAUUUUCAAUGGUUCUUCCUGAAAGAAGAAGGAACAGUCAUCAUCUCGAGUCUUUGUUCAACUAUUAUCUGAACAUGCUUUCUAAACAUCACAGACAAGUAAAGCUAUCGAAAGUGUGGCAGUCUAUUGUGGAUGGGCUGCAAAUAUAUCCUUUCAGUACAAAACUGUACGGUGCAUUAGUUGAAAUCAGUCAUCUUUACUGUUCGCCGAAUAAGCUAAGGGUGAUAUUCGACCAAUACUUCAAAAGGAGUCCAUCAGUCAUUAAUUGGCUCUUCGCGUUGUCGUUUGAGAUGAGUAGAGGUGACUCUCAGCAUAGAAUACGCAGUUUUUUUGAGAAAGUAUUGGAGGAUGAGAAACUAUGCAACUCGGUGAUAAUCUGGCGCAGCUACAUCGCAUAUGAACUUGAUGUGACAUGCAACACAUCAGCUGCAAGAAGAGUAUUCUUUCGAGCAGUUCAUGCAUGCCCAUGGUCAAAAAGGUUAUGGCUUGAUGGUUUCCUCAAGCUAAAUACCAUACUAACUGCAAAGGAGCUCUCAGAUCUUCAGGAAGUAAUGCGAGAUAAAGAGCUGAAUUUGAGGACAGAUAUUUAUGAAAUUCUUCUUCAAGAUGAGAUGCAGUGCUGAUAUCACGUUGAUCUUUUGGCCCCUUGUAACUCCUGCCUGUGUGCCUUCUCCUCCGCUCUUACACAACUGAUUCAUUCCUGGCUCGCACGAAUUGUGAAUCUGUGAUCACUUCCCAUUUGGCGUAGAAUUAAGGGAAUUUGAAAGUAAUAUACUAGGAAUACAGAAGAUACUAUGUGCGCGGACUUUGUUUAACAUACCAAAUUUUCUCCAUCAGUUACGGACUUGCGGUUGUCAAUGGGCACUGCUACAUCUACCCAGUUGAGUUUAGACAAAGCCCCUGCCGGUGGUGGUUCGAGUAAUGCUCCAAGUUCUGAGUUGAAUGUGCCUGGAUUUUUCUCAUCAUUCUUGAUGAGCUGCGUUUGUACUUGAGUUGCAAAAAUGAUGCCCAUUAUUUUCUCAUCGCCCUUGAUUAGUUGCGGUGUGCUGUUGUACCACCUGUAGUGGCACAAUUUCUCCUUCCACCAUUGCUUUCCCAGUGGUUACUAUAUUAGUCUAGAGAAGCAGAACAGGGUAUUGAUAAUAUUUUUACGGUAAAGCCCUCCCCCCCACCCACCCACCCACCCGUGGCAUUGAAUGAAUCCUCCCCCAAUUUGGAUUGCAUGGAACUCAACGGAGGGUUAGUUAUGGUACUCAUAGACAUGAUGGACAAGAAUCGAUUACUCUCAAGUAUUUGCCUUUCUCCGG